This is a messenger RNA of Caenorhabditis remanei, 561 nucleotides long. RefSeq lists its product as uncharacterized. The record is from RefSeq and is a predicted model, not a curated record. NCBI's taxonomy places the organism in Eukaryota, Metazoa, Nematoda, Chromadorea, Rhabditida, Rhabditidae. The transcript has 5 exons. Bases 1 to 561 code for a protein of 186 amino acids.
AUGGAUAAAUUUCAUUCUCUUUUGUUGACUUUUUGCCUACUGAAAACGUUGGAGAAUUCCUACUCCACCUAUCAUGGAAACAUAUACGGUAUCAAACGACUUGUCAGUAACAAAACUACACACCCGGUUCAUCAACAUUUCUGGUUCAAACGACAUCAUGUACAUUUAAGAGAAAGAUAUCCAAAAACAUUGGUGUUUGCAAAAGCGUCAGUACAUGCAUGUUCCCAGAAACAGAGACCUGUUGCCUACUCCCAGCCGUUGAAGAAGGUUCAAAUUACGAAACGAAAUCUGUGGAGACAAAACAAAGCGUGGUGUGCUCAUUUGACAAUGACAACUACCAAAUCUAAAGUUACAGUGACAAUGACAACUACCAAAUCCAAAGUUACAGUGACAAUGACAACUACCAAAUCCAAAGUUACAGUGACAAUUACAACUACCAAAACCAAAGUUACAGUGACAAUUACAACUACCAAAACCAAAGUUACAGAGACAAUUACAACUCCCAAAACCAAAGUUACAGUGACAAUUACAACUACCAAAUCCAACAAGCACGCAUGUUGA